AUGCGUGCCUAUGCCUUGCAUGCCCAGCCCCUUCAGCACGAUGCGACAGCCACCUCACGCAUCCGGCCGACAGCCGAAGAGUGCUUUGUCAUGGUGGUCCCGAACUGGGAUGAUCAGCAGGCCGGACGGACCGUCGUCGACGGCCCUGUCCUUGACCUGGACGAGGUGCAAGCAGCAGUCGGCGCGAAGCCGUCUGCAUGGCGUCAAAGUACCGCCACUCCGAUCUUUGCUCCAACGAAUGUUAUGAUUUUCUUCCAGCCAAAGCGUUGGCGUGUAGUCCAAAUGGACCUUGUGCGAGAGCGCACUCGCGAGGUCUGGUUGGAGCAGGCCCUGCCUGAAAGUUUAAAGAGCAGAUGGAUGAACAGCCCCGGACCCGUCUCUGUGUCGGCAACCGCCACAGCGUCGGGUGUGGAGAUGCUGCUGGCAUUGCCUGGCCUCCGUGGAGAUGGCGUCACACAAAUCUUUGCCAGCCUUUAUUUUCCUGCGGCCACGGACGCAAAG
Messenger RNA from Symbiodinium necroappetens, 501 nucleotides. The record is from the annotation of a GenBank genome assembly. NCBI's taxonomy places the organism in Eukaryota, Dinophyceae, Suessiales, Symbiodiniaceae.